AUGCCUGUAAAAGCUGUGAAGACAAGUCCGAUAUGCAUAAAAAAGCCCCCAAGGGGAUUUGACAUAACAGUCUUGGCAGUGAAAUAUGGGACUAAUUGUUUAAAUACUUCAUCUGGCGGUUGUUCUCUGUCGAACUGCAAGCGCGCACUGUUAACCUGGCAACCACUAUUGGUGGUUAAACUCAUUCAGCGCUCCUUUGUGCUUCCAAAUUCAGACAUUCUACUACAUUCUCGACAAAUUUCCAGUGUACUUCCGUAG
Trichobilharzia szidati is the source of this 258-nucleotide messenger RNA. The record is from the annotation of a GenBank genome assembly. NCBI's taxonomy places the organism in Eukaryota, Metazoa, Platyhelminthes, Trematoda, Strigeidida, Schistosomatidae.